Molecule: messenger RNA, 924 nt
Organism: Polistes dominula (European paper wasp)
Lineage: Eukaryota; Metazoa; Arthropoda; Insecta; Hymenoptera; Vespidae
Gene: stumps
Product: DBB domain-containing protein stumps
Cellular component (GO): cytosol
Molecular function (GO): transmembrane receptor protein tyrosine kinase adaptor activity; fibroblast growth factor receptor binding
Source: RefSeq, a predicted model, not a curated record
ACAACCCCUCGUAUUUCUCGUUGUCGGUGUCAACGUCGUCGACGGGCACGACGACGACGACACCAUCGUCAAUUUGUCCAUCCUCAUCGACGAAUCACACGCACCGUCACAGACACCCUGGCUUGACGGGUUUAUUUCGACGUCGAGCUACCUGCAAAAUGGGUGCCACGUCUUCUACCAGUGUGACAUCAGCUUCGACAGCUAGUACUUCAACAAAUCAUCAGGAAUCAUCUAGUCAUCGAAUAAGUGGAUCCAGUGGAUCUACGCCGUCAACGCCAACUGAAGAAAGGGUACCCAUGUUGUCCAGAAGCGUUGGAAACGGUGCCACAUCCGGUCCGUUUAAUCAAAGAAGAAGCUUUAGAAAUUUAUUUAGAUCUGUUAGUGCAAAUGAUCACGAAAGGACUCAACAAUUUCUCAAAGGUGAUCCUAGACCCUCGGAUGUUGCACCAACUUAUUUACCUCACAGAUCACAUUCACACUCCGAGAACGACAGACGUCGUCCUGCUCGUAAUAGACGAGUCCUCAAAUCCGCUAGUGAACUUCUUUCAAACGAUAUGGUUUACUGUGGACUUUCCGGUGAUGCCAACGACCAAGAAGACGAUGACGAUGAAGAUUCCGCGGAAGAAGUAUUUCUUGGUGUUGAUGAUGCAAAGUACUAUAAUUUGUCAUCAACCUUGCCGUCACCGGGAUCAGCGGCAUCAGGUCAAAGAAGACACUCUGUCGGUACUUUUCUUGGAAAAGAUCGAAAUCAUUGUUCCGGAAGAAGACCUACUCAAACAGUUGAAGUCCUAGUAGAACCUAGCGUUAUGGCACCACCAAUACCAACCGAUGCAGUUGAUGGUAUCGUUCAUGCCGAUGACAGAAGGAACAGGUCGAAUGAUUGUCGAUUAAGGCGUAGAAGACACAGAAGUUCAUCAAGUAAAG